This is a messenger RNA of Sphaeroforma arctica JP610, 1515 nucleotides long. Its product is annotated as 60S ribosomal protein L27. Lineage: Eukaryota; Ichthyosporea; Ichthyophonida. Gene Ontology annotation, cellular component: cytosolic large ribosomal subunit; ribosome. The record is from RefSeq and is a predicted model, not a curated record. The coding region runs from base 165 to 572 and encodes 135 amino acids. Gene Ontology annotation, biological process: translation. Gene Ontology annotation, molecular function: structural constituent of ribosome. The transcript is spliced from 3 exons.
UAACUUUAUUUUUAGGGCUGGGAUGGUCCAGGGGCACGUGGAUGUAAAUUGUAGUCUAUCCCGCGAAAUCCGAAGCAAAACAGGGACGCAAAUAUUUAUAUUGCCGAAACAAAGUUAGAUACAAUCCCUUUAGUUGUGUAUAGUAAAGUUAAUAUACAACAAUCAUGCCUCGUUUCAUGAAGAGCGGCAAGGUCGUUAUCGUCCUAGGUGGACGUUACGCCGGUAAGAAGGCUGUAAUUGUGUCCAACCACGACAACGGAGACAAGGAGCGAAAGUACGGCUAUGCUGUAGUUGCUGGUGUAUCCAAGUACCCCUUGAAGAUUGGCAAGGGUAUGGGACAGAAGAAGAUCUCUAAGAGAUCCAAGGUCAAGCCUUUCGUAAAGAUCGUGAACUACAACCACCUUAUGCCCACUCGUUACACUCUUGAUGUUGCUCUUGACGGAGUAGUCAGCAAAGAGAUCGUCAAGGACGCCGCUCAGCGCAGCGCCGCCCGCAAGAAUGUACGCAAGGUUCUUGAGGAGCGAUACAAGACUGGAAAGAAUAAGUGGUUCUUCGAGAAGCUAAGAUUCUAAGUUGAACUACUUAAGUAUAAGCAAGUCUCAUGAUUAAAAGUGUAGGGCUGGUAUUCCGUCGACUCCGCUUUGAUAUCAGGUUUCGUUAGUGUAUUGUGUGUUCUAUGUACAAAGUCAGUUUGAGUACUGGUUGAAAACUGAAUAGAGCAGUACUGUAGCUGUAUAUGGCAGUGAACAAAUGCAUGUGCAUGGUUGGCAUUUGCAAGUUAUCGCAACUUAUACCUAUCGAAAGAACAUUCACAUGUUCACAGAUGUGCCUUUUUUUAACCUUGAUAGUUUAGCGCAUGUAUACCAGUAAUUCAGCGUUCAGGAGACCUUGAUGACUAUACAUGCACCACGCAUACGUUCACGCCGAACUGCGUCAUAUUUAUAUGAUUCCGUCUCAGAGUGACGUUGAUGAUUAUGUUAAUCUGAGUCUCCGAUUGAACCUGUCUUGUACGUUGUUUGCUCACACUUGCGAAUAUUACGGUGAAAGCGUCUGUCUUUUUGUGCUCAACUCGCGAUGGUCAUGGUUAGUAUUCACAAUUGUCGUUUUAUUUUAUUGGAACUGUUUCUGAGUCUUGCCGAAUUAGUAUAUUCUAUUACUUACAGGGUGCUUAUGUAUUACUGUCGUUCGAUUGUUGCAAGCGGAUACGCGAGUUUGAGAUUUAUACUCCGAUAGGAUAGAAGUCUGAUUUUCUCUUCUUUGUCAUAGUCUAGUGGCGUAUUUCUCAUCGACGGGCUUUAUCAAUGAACUGUUAGCCAAGUACAUCACUGCUGUUGUCAUAUGUGCGAGCAUACGUGCGCAAAAUGAUAUGUUCCCCAUGGGUAACAUAUUGCAUCUCUAUAACGAGAAAUUGAAUUGACGCCAAUGCAGACUUGAGAGAUUAAUAUCUCAAUAAACGAGGCAACUGCCUGAAACAUGAACUAACUCCCCUAUUUUUACUUGCUUGUUUGUUAAAUG